Blepharisma stoltei is the source of this 204-nucleotide messenger RNA. The record is from the annotation of a GenBank genome assembly. NCBI's taxonomy places the organism in Eukaryota, Ciliophora, Heterotrichea, Heterotrichida, Blepharismidae.
AUGCUCCCAACUAAAAUAAAAUUGGAAAAGUUGAAAAAAAAUUUAAUAAAUUCAGGUAUAAAAAUCGAAAAACGAAUGAAUAAAAAAAGGAUUUAUGUUCUUGCGAUUUCUCAAAAGACGAUCGAACCUAUGAUAAGCCAGAUAAAAGCUAUAUGCUUGAGUAAUAACUUUGUUUAUUUGGAAACUCAAAAUUUGUAUGAGUAA